Messenger RNA from Gryllus bimaculatus (two-spotted cricket), 324 nucleotides. Lineage: Eukaryota; Metazoa; Arthropoda; Insecta; Orthoptera; Gryllidae. The record is from the annotation of a GenBank genome assembly.
AUGGCAACGUACCGUAACGAUCGCAUAAUCACAUCAUAUCGCAUCGUCAAGCAGAUUCAAGUUCUACAUUGCGGGAGAGCAGGUGGAAGAAAAGUGGAUCUACGUGGACAGCCCGCGCUGCUGCUCAGACUGUACAUAUGUAUCUCGAGGCUGGAAGUGCAAGGAGAAGACCUGCCUGCUCAAUUGCCCCUGGAUUGUAAGCGCAGUGGUCCGUAUAUGCUGGUUGUAAAAGUUUACGGCUGGGCUGGGCUGCUCUGGUCUGGUCUGUCUCAGCAUUACUACGACCUCGGCCCUGGUGAUAAAGAUUUUAGGUUCAUAAUGUGA